ACGAGGUCUUGAGAAGAUCUCUGGCGAGGUUAACCAUGUGCGCGUAGACCCUUUUGGAAACCAGCGCGAUUUCGUUUUAAAGCGGGUAUCUUGGAGCGCGUGUAUUACCGCGGCGCUCGGAGAUUAGAAGGUAAACAUGUCUCUACAGAGGAUAUGCAGGUUGAGUCGCAGUUUGAGAGCUAAGAUGCCGGCUCUGCUAGUAUGUCGGCGUGAGAGCUCAGAUGCCCGUCCCGAGGAUGUGAUGUUGCAGCAGUACCUGCCAGAUACCCGUGCUGAUCCGGAAGCCUACAAGGACCGAUGGGCGUCCGAGGCAUCCGAGAAGUACACCAAGGUCGAAGAAGUGCCCGGACACUGGCACUAUGUGGAGCGCCUCCUCCCUUUGAAGACUGCGCCAGAACCUCCCAGGUUUGAGGGCCGAGCACCUUCCGGCUGGCAGCCGCCAUCCCCCCAGCCUCCUCAGCUGCCCUAUUUUGUGCCACGAACACGCAACCAUAUGCUUCCCGUCUACCUCAGAAAAGAAAUACGUGGGCCACGAUUUAUCACGCGGGUGAAGCACAUCGAAGGCGACAUCUGGGCAUUCCACGAUGAACUGAAAAAAUACCUUGAGAGCUUGGCCAACAAAGAAGUGCUCUCGCAAGUGCAUGAACUUGGCAGCUAUGUGGGCUACAAGGGUGCCUUCGUUGAAGAGGUAACAGAGUGGCUGUAUAAGAAGGGCUUUUAAAGGUAGCACAUAGUUAGCAGAGUCCAUGGACCAUCACUACGCAAACAUGUAGAUCCUGGAGCAUCCGUCACACCUCAUACAACCGUAGAGUGUCAUUAGCUUAGUCAGUACGGUGGCUCUGGUUUCUUUGGGCUUGUGUGCCGGUGCCUGAUCCAUAAGAGCGCAAUAAAGGCAGAUGUCUGAUGUA
Messenger RNA from Rhipicephalus microplus (southern cattle tick), 908 nucleotides. It is a transcript of the gene mRpL49, whose product is annotated as mitochondrial ribosomal protein L49. Lineage: Eukaryota; Metazoa; Arthropoda; Arachnida; Ixodida; Ixodidae. The record is from RefSeq and is a predicted model, not a curated record.